Messenger RNA from Neurospora hispaniola, 342 nucleotides. RefSeq lists its product as uncharacterized. Lineage: Eukaryota; Fungi; Ascomycota; Sordariomycetes; Sordariales; Sordariaceae. The coding region runs from base 1 to 342 and encodes 113 amino acids. The transcript has 2 exons. The record is from RefSeq and is a predicted model, not a curated record.
AUGCUCACUUCUUCACUUUUCGCUUCUUUAUUGACGUUGAUUGGCAGCGCCGUCGUCAAAGCAACAGACUACGGUCCCUGCCCCUACAAUGACAACGAAAAUUGCUGGGAGAUCAUGGACAACACCGCUUGCUUCUUGAACCCGACGAGCACGGAGCAGAUCUUUGCUUGUAUUUCUGGUGGGAAGGAGGGUGUCUGCGCAUGCUAUGGAUGUCUUGGGUAUUCGCCGGUUACGGAGCUGAUUCGGAAGGAGGAUGCUUGUCGGUUGGUGUUCCCUUCCCUGCUGUCCUGUGAGAGAAUUUUGGGGGGAAGUAAUAUGGAGGACGGGAAGGAAAGAUGCUGA